GCCCCAAGCAUCCAGCAUUGUCUCGACGCAGCACUGGGAGAGACAGUCAGGCGCAUCUAAGACACCUAUAGAAUCUACCGCUGCAUCCUCCUGCGAGUUGCUUUCCGUAAUUGAUCGACCAAAACCGGGGCCUUCAACUCUAAGUUUCCAUAGAGCUUCUAUUGCUUUCCACGCUAGUCCCUCCACAUCACUGCAUUUCUUCCGCCCUCAAACUGCUUCGUCUACACAAACACUACACCACAACUACACAGCACACUCCCCGUAAAUCUACUCCUACAUCCUGAACGACAGUUCGAACUCGAUUGGAAACAACAACAACGAACUACCACCCUCAACAUGACCACUGUUACUCCCGAAGUCACCUGGGCGCAACGCUCGUCCGCUGACGACCCGGAGAAGAACUACGUAUACCUCACCAUCGUCGCCGCCGAUGUACCCGAGUCAGACCUCAAGCUAGACCUUAAGGAGCAGUCACUUAGCUUCAAGGGUACCUCAACAUCCAAGAAGUGCACAUACGCCAUCGACCUCGAGUUCUUCGCCGAGAUCGACCCCAAGGAGUCUAAGAUUAGCCACAGCGGUCGCGAUGUCACAAUGGUACUGCGUAAGAAGGAGAUGAAGGAGGAGUUCUGGCCCCGUCUGCUAAAGGACACCAAGAAGAUGCACUUCUUGAAGACCAACUUCGACAAGUGGGUCGACGAGGACGAGCAAGACGAGGCACCCGAGGACGAGUCCAUGAACCAGAUGAACCCAAUGGCCGGCGGUGGCGGUGGCGACGGUGGUUUCGGCGGUAUCGACUUCAGCAAGCUUGGCGCUGGCGGCGGCGGCAUGCCUGGAAUGGAGGGCAUGGACAUGGCCAGCAUGAUGCAGGGUAUGGGCGGUGCCGGCGGUAUGGGAGGUAUGCCAGGUAUGGGUGGCAUGGGUGGAGACGACAGCGACGACGAUGACGACGACAUGCCCGAACUCGAGAACGACGACGAGAACAAGGCCAGCCAGGACAAGGCCCCCGAGGCGGCCGCAUCAGGCGACAAGCCCAAGAUUGAGGAAGUGGCGUAGUUGCUCCAUCUUCUUGCGACAAGCGUAUGACUGCACGAGAUGGAUUGGGUGGGCAUGGCGCGCAUGACUGGUGACCGGCGUUUCUGCCUCAAUAUCUUUUUGAGGCAAGAGGGGUUGGAGUCUGAUACCUGACUGAAAGAUGGAGAAGAGAGGUUGCAUCUAUAGGUCGCUUGCGUAUUUCCGGGUCCUCUAUCCUAGUGUGCUGGUGCUGGUGCGGGUUAAUGAUCACAUCAUGGAGUAUAUGACAAAAGAAUACGAAUCAUGUUUUCAUGA
Messenger RNA from Alternaria rosae, 1326 nucleotides. Its product is annotated as HSP20-like chaperone. NCBI's taxonomy places the organism in Eukaryota, Fungi, Ascomycota, Dothideomycetes, Pleosporales, Pleosporaceae. Bases 337 to 1053 code for a protein of 238 amino acids. Gene Ontology annotation, molecular function: protein-folding chaperone binding; Hsp90 protein binding. Gene Ontology annotation, biological process: chaperone-mediated protein complex assembly; protein folding. Gene Ontology annotation, cellular component: nucleus; cytosol. The record is from RefSeq and is a predicted model, not a curated record. The transcript is spliced from 3 exons.